Messenger RNA from Lottia gigantea (owl limpet), 1516 nucleotides. RefSeq lists its product as hypothetical. NCBI's taxonomy places the organism in Eukaryota, Metazoa, Mollusca, Gastropoda, Lottiidae. The transcript has 10 exons. The coding region runs from base 1 to 1428 and encodes 475 amino acids. The record is from RefSeq and is a predicted model, not a curated record.
AUGGCUAAAAAACGAUACCUGGGAUUUUACCUCCUUACUCUUUUCAGUUGUACUAGAAUAUUAGUCCAGUCAAUCCUUUUAGAAUCUGAUAGUGAACCACAGAUUGGUCAGGAAUUCACACUGACUUGUAAUACCUCUAGCGUAGGAAUCAACUGGUAUAGAAACAACAUAUACAUAGGAUGGUCAGAAAAUCAAUAUACAAUCGUGAAAUCUGAUGCAUGCAACAUUUCAACAGACCCGGAACGUUAUACAUUUGAACAUUGUGGCGUCAAACAUGAAUUAACUAUUAAAUCUUUAAAUGAUUUGGAUGAUGGUAGUGUUUGGAGAUGUCAAAAUCGGCAGGAUUCUCAUUUCUCCAAUAACUUUACUUUGACAGUUUUCACAGGACAGCCACGACUCUUUAUGAAUGGUCAACAACUAGUUUGCCUCUAUAAAGCUGAACAAAAUAGUGAUAUGAAAUUUCUACCUUGGAAACAUUCUAUAGAUAAUGAAUUAGUGAGAGAAAUAGAAGGUUAUUAUAUCAGUGAUACAGUUUAUGGUUUAAACAUGACUAAUAGUCAAAAUAAUGGUGGAAUUUAUUCCUGUUCUGUUAAUGAUGGUGGAACUGUUCAGAAAGUCGUUUAUAAUUUUAUACCUCAGCAAGCACCACACCUUUAUGAACCAACGCUUAAAGGUGAACUUCAAACGGGAGAUAAUAGUACAUUCACUGUUACAUAUUUGGAAAACAAUAUUUUGAAUCGUUUCGUAAACGUUUCAUGGUACCGGGCUGGUCAGAUACUAGAAACAGUCGACAGAGUAACAAUCGGAGAAGAACCGUCCACAAUCAGUCAUCCUUAUAAUAAUAAUAUUAAACUACCUGGUAUUAAAACUAUACUGACUAUAAAAUCAGUUAUUGUAACUGAUCAAGAAUUUUAUAGUAGUCAAAUCUGUAAUCAAAACGGAUGUUCCUUAGCUUCUUUUCAACUGGCCAUAGCUGAUGAUGUAAACGGCGAGGACAGUGAUAUAAAUGUAACUGAAGCAGUUAUUGUAGCUGUCCUAGCAGUAGCUUUACUGAUAGUCGGAAUUUUUGUUUUUAUCAAAUGUAGAAAAUACAGAGCUUCCAAACAAAGUGAAAGUUGUGAACAAAACGUUUAUGACAGUACAGUUCCAACACCAACACCAACACCAGCUUCUGUCUAUGAUACUUUAGGCACAACUGAAAACGAAAAUGGAUCUAGUGAAUAUGACAGAGCAAUUCAUGUACCAAGUCCUGCAUCAGAAUAUACAACACUAGGUCAGCAGAGUCAAUAUGAAAAUACUGCGAACCAACCUCCAUCUGUUUAUUAUAAUACACUUUCUGGUGUUUCAAUGACUGAAAAACUUAAAGAAGAGACAGAUAAUUCCAAUGAAUACGAAAAUCCAAAGGGCCACAAAGAAACGGGAAAAUGAUCUGUUUUGGCAUUUUUUCGUUCAUAUCUUUUAUGAUUAAAUUUGCGAUGUAACAUUUCCCUGGUUAAUAAAGUAAUAUUUUGUUUAU